GGCGAGCGAGGUAAGCGAUUGAAUAUUUGUGUUACAUAUAAUUAUACCCAUUCAGUUUUUGAACGUGUCCUCCUUUGUUAAUUACACCUCGAUUACCACUGCUCAUGUAUUAUUGUUCCUCAAGCCAAAAAGCAAUAAUAAAAAAUAUGAAACGUAACUGAACUUGAACUGCCCAGAAACUCGGAACGAUAGUGUAACAAUCGCGUCCAUUAUCCAAUAGGAAAAAAAAAGAAAAAAGGAGGUAAAACCCAAACUUUAUACUAUUGAGUUGAGAAUACACGCUCGUUGGGUUUUUGUAUCCCUCGACUUUCUACUUUGCUUUCUCUCUCCUGCCACCUCUCCCCUUUCACCCUCUCAGCCCAAAGGAAUGGAUGUUUCUUUUCUUUUUCCCCCACACCAAAAGUCGCCCGUCCAGCAAUUUCAAAUGAUUUGCACAAAUCAAAAAACGUUCCAUGACUGCUGUUGCUAGGAGGGGGUAUUUACUGCAUUUACAAGGACAAAACAUCGCCCCCAAUUCAAGGACCCAUACCCCCAAAACACCGCGUGAAGAGCAAGGUAAAGAAAGAAGGGAAAAGAAAGAAAAGAAAACCAGGUUGAGUGGAACUGAACUCUAAAACGAUAGCUCCUUGAUGCAAAUGUUUUUGUCUUCUCCCCAAUGUCCAAAAUGACAACAACGGGCUCCAGUAACCAAGAAAAACCACACAAAACAGUGAGAAUAACCA
Cryphonectria parasitica EP155 is the source of this 722-nucleotide messenger RNA. RefSeq lists its product as uncharacterized. Lineage: Eukaryota; Fungi; Ascomycota; Sordariomycetes; Diaporthales; Cryphonectriaceae. The transcript has a single exon. The record is from RefSeq and is a predicted model, not a curated record. The coding region runs from base 453 to 614 and encodes 53 amino acids.